Molecule: messenger RNA, 2730 nt
Organism: Cheilinus undulatus (humphead wrasse)
Lineage: Eukaryota; Metazoa; Chordata; Actinopteri; Labriformes; Labridae
Gene: abhd5a
Product: abhydrolase domain containing 5a
Exons: 8
Coding region: 30-1148 (372 amino acids)
Biological process (GO): positive regulation of triglyceride catabolic process; negative regulation of triglyceride storage
Cellular component (GO): lipid droplet
Source: RefSeq, a predicted model, not a curated record
GGAGUAGUUUGAUAGAGGGGUUUUGCAGUAUGGCCGAGCAAGCGGCGACAGAGAGCAGAGGCAUGGUUCACAGAUUGCUGUCUUUUGUUGGUGUUGACGCUCUGGUCGGCAGUGUGUGGGGCUUCGUGGACACCACAAUAAGGUGGUGUUGGAUCCCUAACUGGCUGCCAUCAUGGUGCCCCACCUCUCAGAUUCAGCUACAGACUUCAGAAGACAGAAUGCUGCGAUGUGUUGGCAGCACUUUCUCCAAACACCACAUCCCCAUCUCCAACAGUAAUCGACUCUGGACCCUGACCAUCAACAACGACCGUGUCAGACACAAAACCCCCUUGGUUCUGCUGCACGGGUUCGGGGGGGGGUUGGGUCUCUGGGCUCAGAACUUGGACGCUCUCUGCCAUCGCGGGCCCGUCUACGCCCUGGACCUGCUUGGCUUUGGACAGAGCAGCAGGCCUGUGUUCUCCACGGACAGCCAGGGGGCGGAGCAGCAGUUUGUGGAGUCUAUAGAGCAGUGGAGGGCCAAGAUGGGUCUGGAGUCCAUGAUACUGCUGGGACACAACCUGGGAGGAUACCUGGCUGUGGCAUACUCCAUCAAAUAUCCUCACAGAGUGAAGCACAUACUGCUGGUGGAGCCCUGGGGUUUCCCUGAGCGACCCGACACAGUAGAGGCAGACCGUCCCAUCCCAGUAUGGAUAAAAGCCUUAGGAGCCAUGUUUAGUCCAUUCAACCCGCUGGCUGGCCUGAGACUGGUUGGACCACUGGGGCCCACCCUGGUUCAGACGCUAAGACCGGACUUUAAGAAGAAGUUCUCCUCCAUGUUCAAUGAUAACACAGUGUCAGAGUACAUCUACCACCUAAAUGUGCAAGCCCCCAGCGGGGAAACAGCUUUUAAGAAUAUGACCGUCCCCUAUGGCUGGGCCAAGAGGCCGAUGCUGCAGAGGAUGGACAAGCUUCAUCCUGAGAUCCCCAUCACCAUCAUCUAUGGGUCCCGCUCCAGCAUAGACAGCAACUCAGGCAGCACCAUCAAGGAGAUGAGGCCGAGCUCGCAUGUGGAGAUCAUAACGAUCCGUGGAGCCGGACACUAUGUGUACGCUGACCAGCCUGAGGACUUCAACCACAGAGUUUUGCAAGUGUGCCAAAAGUUGGACUGAAGCGAGUCUGGUUACUGAACUCUGGAGAAAAAGGGGAGUAAGACUUUCAGACAUCACUUUAGCAGCCAGUGUGGAAACACGGGAUCCUCAUGCAGGAAUGAAUAUUUGCACAUAGAGACAUUUUAAAGGACAUUAUGCGACGGGUUCGUCAUGACAUGCUGAUGUUUCUGAUGUUAUGUCACCACAAAGUUUUCCUUCAAACUUGGCGACUACAGGGUCUGAGCUGAAGUCCUCUUUUGAAUGUGAUUCAUGAGCAUCCUUGCUCUAUCCAAUAACGCCUGCGGGCCUGCAUCACAUGCUCCUUCUGCAUUAAGCUGUGCAGCUCACAGACACAGUAGGUGGUACUGCUGCCUCUUCAGCACUUGAUUGAAGCAUUAGUUCUACUGAAUUCUCCUACAAUCGCCUCUCUCACAUUCAAGAAAGGAAGCAUUUGUAAUUUAAAUAUUCUUCUGAACAAACAACCACAAAGCCUCAGUGUUCAGUUGAAGUAGAAGUAUUUAAAUGCAGUUUUUAUUAGCUCAUAGAUGUUCAACAAAAUCAUUAAAAAGUGUUCCUUAUUACCAUGAAGUAUUCAAGGUGUAAAAACAGAUCUGUUUGUAAUAGUCACAUCUGCUCAUUGUGAUAGGACUCAACAUUUAAGAGAGUAUUUUUAGAUUUGCUGUAUUGAUAUAAUCAGGCACGCUGUAACAGGAUCAGCGUUUCUGCAUCCAGGCGGUUCAGUUACAGCGUCAUGUGUUCAGUGUUUCCUGUGUUGAUCCGUCUGUGGUUUUCCAGAUGAUUCUGCGUACUCUUCAGUACAUCCCUGAAUCCGUUACUGAUCCACAGCCAAUAAUGAUCUCCUUUAAAGAGCCUGUCCUCUCUGUGCAUUGGUUUUCAAGUUCAUUUCAAAUUAAGUGUAUUUAUCAUGAUUAUGAACCCAGAUAAGACCCGGAUAGGGGUGGGCAGUAGGACGAUUUUAGAUCUUUGGAAAUAGAAUGAAUUGACAAUGUGCUAAAGUCAGUUAUCAUUAAAUCUACGGCGUAAACGAUUCCUCAAGUUAUCCGAGUCACUCAAUUACAGAAGUUCCUCAAGGAAAGUUAUCUGACUUGAGGCUACGCUUAAAUCAGUCAAUACCUAUAUACACAGCGUUCCAAAUUAUUAUGCAAAUUGGAUUUUAGUGUCAAAAACAUUCACCUUUUUGUUUUUUAAUUAAACUCAUUGAUGGUAUUGUGUCUCAAGGCUCUUUGGAUAACUGAAAUCAAUCUCAGACACCUGUGGUAAUUAGUUUGCCAGGUGAGCCCAAUUAAAGGGAACUACUUAAGAAGGACAUUCCACAUUAUUAAGCAGGCCACAGGUUUCAGCAAUAUGAAAAAGCGUCAAAUAGUGUAAGGCCUUAGACAAGGUAUGAAAACAUGAGAUAUUUCACAAAAAACUUAAGCGAGAUCAUUGUACUGUGAAGAAAUCUGGCAUAUUCAGAGCACAGAGGGGUUUGUGCAGAUAAAGGCAUAAUGAAGGAUCUGCCAAAAAAAUUAAUGGGAUUAAGAGAGCAGAUGCUAAAAUGCCAUUACAAUGAAGCAAACAGGUAUUUGAAGCUGCUGGUGCC